AUGAGUUUAAUAGAAGAUUGUCUAAGAAGCUACCGUUUCAUUGCAAUAGACACAGAGUUUCCAUCUACUUUGAGGGAAACUACACAACAUGCGACAGAUGAGGAACGUUACAUGGAUAUGAGUUUUAGUGUGGACAGAGCAAAAUUGAUCCAGUUAGGGCUAACUCUGUUCGAUAUCAAUGGAAGAAUUGGAGGAACAUGGGAGAUCAAUUUCUCUGAUUUCGGAGUUGACGAUGCUAGAAACGAGAAAUCCAUUGAGUUCCUUAGACGCAACGGUCUAGAUCUAAGGAAGAUUAGAGAAGAGGGCAUCAGAAUCGAGGGUUUCUUCUCGGAGAUGUUUUGGAUGCUGAAGAAGACGAGGAGGAAUAUUACUUGGGUCACGUUUCAUGGAUCUUACGACAUCGCCUAUUUACUCAAGGGUUUCACCGGAGAAGCUUUACCUGUGACUUCAGAGAGGUUUUCUAAAGCGGUCGCGAGAGUUCUCGGUUCUGUUUACGAUUUGAAAGUCAUGGCGGGUCGAUGUGAAGGACUAAGUAGCAGGCUUGGUUUGGAGACUCUAGCGCAUGAGUUCGGACUUAACCGUGUUGGUACUGCACACCACGCCGGUUCCAAUAACGAGUUAACGGCGAUGGUUUUCGCUAAGGUACUGUCUCCGUUUCCUCUCUUUCUUCGUUUUGGUUCUUUGGAGUUAAGAACUAUAGAAAGUGAAGCAAUAGUGUAG
This is a messenger RNA of Arabidopsis thaliana (thale cress), 720 nucleotides long. RefSeq names its product Polynucleotidyl transferase, ribonuclease H-like superfamily protein. The record is from RefSeq and is marked reviewed. Gene Ontology annotation, cellular component: cytoplasm; CCR4-NOT complex; nucleus. Gene Ontology annotation, molecular function: nucleic acid binding; poly(A)-specific ribonuclease activity. NCBI's taxonomy places the organism in Eukaryota, Viridiplantae, Streptophyta, Magnoliopsida, Brassicales, Brassicaceae. The coding region runs from base 1 to 720 and encodes 239 amino acids. The transcript has a single exon.